AAAACCACUGGAGCGCUCUUGAAAUACACGGAAACAUCCCCGAACACCCUGAAAUGCCACUGAAAUCUCUUAAAACAUCCCUGAAACCCCUCUGAAAACUUCUGGAAUGCCUCAGAAAGCACUGGGAACAAUCCGGGAACCCCUUGUAGAAACUUUGAAACAUCGUGGAAUACUCCUGAAAACCUUUGAAAAUGCUUUGUAACACCCCUGAAGUCAUUUGAAAACCUUUGCAACGACCCUGACAUUUUCAAAAACACCCCUGCAACCUCUUUGAAACAUCUUGCAGGGUGGCCACAGAUUCGGGAAAUUCGGGAAAUGCGGGAAAAAGUCGGGAAUUGCAAUUCAUCGGGAAAAAUGCGGGAAUAAGUCGGGAAUUUUGUUUAUGAUCGGGAUUUUUUAAUUGAUGUGUAAUGCCCUCAGAAUGUAAAUUCAAACCAUCUAGGUUAACAUUUCACUCAUUUAAAAUCAUAUACAAUAUACUAUACUUCUAUCCUUCCCUCCAAAGCCUCACGAAGAAAAUUACGAAAUUAAAACAUUUGAUAAUGAUGACCAUUGGUUUCUGAAUUGUGAGCGAUUUUUAGCCCAAGGCUAGUUGAGUUCAUCUCAGGACCCACGCUUUACUUCCCGAAAUUCUUCCUUAUGAGUGUGUCGAGAGAGGGAUUCGCUCCUAGGUCCUCGGCUUGGUGUUUUAACCAUCACACCAGGUCCGCUCCACAGUGAGUGAUUUCUUGUUUAAUAGAGAUUAUCCGGAUGACAGCUUAACUCUAGUAGGAUGUUGAGGCCAAUAUGGCACAGACAGGCACACUGAACGUGCACUCUGGUUUUCUUUAUAGAGUCUUUCAAAAUAUCUUCUGCAAAAUUUCAAGAAAAACUGCUUAAGGAACUCCUGAUGUUACCGAAAAUAUUAACACCUGCCUUUUUUAGGAAACAAGUGUAAACAUCGUAGAGGUUUUUUACCUAUAUCUUAAGGUGAAACUUCAAGAAAUCCCUUUGAUCUUUUGCAUACAAACUUUAGAAGCACAAAUCUGACGAACGAAGCGACGAACUAAGCCGCACUUGUUAAUCGUGGCUUUGCUCACUUAAAAAAAGAGGCAGCUUUUCCAAAUCGAGCGCAUUUGCUUAUGUCACGUCUCCCCCCUGCGACGAUUCAACUGUGGCAAUUCGAAGCUGUGGCCACCACAGUGGAUGAUCUAUCAGCGAAUGAUAGAUAGCGACUGAUAAAACGUCAACGGCAUGAUCUAGCAAAAUAAGGAUUCAUAGUUGUAAAUUCGCUGUGCCAUGAUGACUAUGCAUGUUGCUCCCGAAGUUGAAAUUUAGUGGAUUUCCAAACGCGAUAUUAUUGAUUUAGAUUAUUUCUCAUUCCAAAAAACCAAUUGGUGAAGGUGUACGAUCUUUAGUUAUUAUAAAAUAGAUAGCGAAGUGAUUGAUAGUGUAGGCAAAUCGGUAAAUUGAAAAUGUUCAUGAAGAUCGAUAACACAAUUCUCAAAUUUCUAUUUAGUCUCUAUUACAGUCCGUUCGCGACUAUUUAGGACUAUAUAUAUCCUCCGAGUCAAAUUCGAUUCGUAAAUCAAAUAGUCCUGCAGAGAAUUAGUAGUCCUACGAGAUAUACGACAUUGCCGAAUGAUCCAAUUGCUCUAUUAACCGGAAUAAUUCAGCCUUACUAAACCACAUCACUCUACGAGUAUUCAUUGAGAGGAUACGAUCCGACCUUUCUGAGAUAGUUCGCCAAAAAAUGUAGGUUUAUGUGAAACAAAUAUCGGAUAUCGUGAACUAAUAAACUUCUGUUUAGCUUUUAGCUUACCACACUGAAAACCACGGUUUGCUCAAAGGAAUUUGGUCUGAAACCCCCCUCACAACAUCCUAAAAGAUUUUUUGAACGUGAGUACUCAGGAUGGAAGGACAUCACGAUCAAGAAUACACAUGCAAAUCCUGCAACCAGGAUUCGUCGAAGAGCCACCUGAUCGCAUGUGAUCAGUGCCGUCAGUGGGAGCAUUUCAGCUGUGCUGGAGUGGAUGAGACCAUGCAGAGUCCAUUUAUUUGCAAGCAGUGCCGUGAGAAGGAUGCAAAUGGUUCGGCCAUCUCUACCCGACUGCGUUCCCAAUCCAAACGGGUGACGUCAGGUAAGGAUUCGGGUAACAAACCAGCUUCGAACGUAGGAAGCAAGAUUUCGUCUAUUGCCUCUACCACUCGUUCGUCGGUCGUAAAGGCGCGUCUGCAACUGAUCGAGGAGGAAGAGAGAAUGAAACAACAGGAACUCGACGACCAAGGAGCACUGAGGAAACUUGAGCAUGAAGAAGCUCAUCGACAGCUGGAGCAGAAGAAGAAGCAGAUGGAAGAGCAAAAAAAACUGAUGGAAGAAGAAUCUCUUCUGCGACAGCGGAAGUUAGAAGCGGACAAGGCGCAGUUAAUGAAACAGCAACUCAUCCGUAGAGAGUCAAUGGAGAAGAAAAAUGAAAUCAUGUUGCAGAUCUCCGAAAGAGGCAGUGUGGUAGAAUCGUCGACUAGCUCACGAGCCAAGGUAUCCGACUGGCUGGCAAAAAACUCACCUCAUGCGAUAAAUGAUGAGAACUUAUCGGAGAAUCGUAAUUAUCGUCAAACCGAAUUUGUUCGAACGGCCCCAAAAGGUGUUUCGUCAAAGACCAUCGAAUUACCACCCAAUAGAGCAACCGUUUCCAAACCACCUGUGUACCAGUUGGGAGUUCAAGCUGCAAGUCAUCAUCUUCAGCCUCCAGUUCUUCCCACUCACUUGACUGCGACAGAUCGUGGUCCUGAACCCACUAACAGGGACAGAUUCGAUGGCGUUCAGUCGACCACAGUCCGUGAACCGUUCCAGCGAUUUGUGGUUUCUUCAAGGCCUUCCCUACCGUACCCUGCUGCGGUGAAUCAGCUGGAGAAUCGGCAAGCUUGCACACCAUACAACCAGCAAGAACCAUCCUGGGACGCUCCUACCCGAUAUAGUGCAGUACCGAGACUACAGACGGCGAUACCGAGGCCGAAUCCCUUUCAUCAGUCUGCUUCGGAACAUCAUCAACCUUUAGGCGUUCCAGAUCAUGAUCCAGCGUUUGUAAAUCCAGUUGGGAGAUGCAAUACGGUGCACAGCGAGAACACUCCAUAUCUGGAUUCGCCGGGGAUACUAACUUCGCAACAAAUUGCGGCUCGUCAAGUCGUUGGUAAGGAUCUACCCCAGUUCGGUGGGAAUCCAGCUGACUGGCCAAUGUUUAUUAGUAGCCUUGAGCAGUCUACGGUUACGUGUGGAUAUUCCAAUGCCGAAAACCUUGUGCGUCUUCAGAGAUGCUUGACCGGACACGCACGAGAAUCAGUUCGUAGUAGACUUCUACUUCCUGCUAACGUACCACACGUCAUCAGUACACUACGCACACUGUACGGUCGCCCGGAGCUGUUGAUUCGGUCGCUACAUGAAAAAAUACGUAGAACUCCUGGACCCAGACACGACCGCCCAGAAUCGAUUCUGGAAUUUGGCUUGGCGGUUCAAAACUUUGUCGAUCAUCUUCAGGCAGCUGAACAGGUAGAGCACCUGUCCAAUCCAAUGCUGAUGCAAGAGUUGGUUGAGAAGCUGCCAGGGCCUAUGAGAAUGGAUUGGGCAACAUUCAAGAACCUUCAACCACGUGCAACUGUUUUGACGUUCGGUGACUUCAUGGCCAGACUAGUAAGUGCGGCUAGUGAAGUAUGCUUCGAGCUUCCGGGAGUGCCAAAAGGAAGAGACGUUGAGACGAAGGAGCGACCAAGAGAGAAGGCAAGAAUUCAAACGCAUUCCACCGAAGAUAAUUCAUCAGCAGUCGUAACGGUUCAGAAACCAGUUAAAGCUUGCCGAAUGUGCGAUCGCGAAGGUCAUCGAGUUUCUGAGUGCAUCGCAUUUAAGCAGCUGAACCUAGAGGAUCGCUGGAAGCGAGUACAAGAGAAGGACCUCUGCAGAACCUGCCUGAAUAAUCAUGGAAAAUGGCCGUGCAGGUCGUGGAAGGGAUGCGGAUUUCAAGGAUGCCGGCUCAGACAUCACACUCUUCUUCAUUCACCAGCUGAACCUGUCACAUCAAGCCAUUCAGUAAAUGUUUCAGCGAACAAACUCUCAGGGUACGAUGGCCAACCGUUAUUCAGAAUUCUACCUGUCGUACUCAACGCGAACGGUAAAAGUGUAACGGUUUUCGCAUUCAUAGAUGAAGGAUCGCAGAUAACGAUGCUAGAAGAGAGGAUUGCCAAGGAACUUGGCAUUUCUGGCCCCAGGAAACCGCUCACCCUACAGUGGACGGGUAAUGUGAGACGUAACGAGAUACGAUCAGAAGAAGUCAGUCUUGAAAUAUCAGGGAAACACAGUGAAACCCGCUACGACCUUCAGAAUGCGCGUACAGUUAGUAGUCUGCUUCUGCCAGUGCAGAAGAUGGACUACAAGAGGAUGACUUCUUGUUUCCCAUAUCUCAAAGGACUCCCGAUAGAUGACUAUGAUUUAGUACAACCGAAGUUACUCAUCGGCCUGGACAAUCUCCGUCUCGGAGUUCCGCUAAAGAUACGCGAGGGAGGAUCAUCCGAUCCUAUUGCCGCCAAAUGUCGCCUUGGAUGGAGUAUAUACGGUCGUGUUUCCUCUAACCCGGUACCACGAGCAAUCGUCAACUUCCAUACUCCUGUACCAUGUAACUCGGACGAGCUUCUAAACGAACAACUGCGUGAUUUCUUCGCGUUGGACUGCAGCGGAAUAUCUAAACCAAACGAGAAGCUUGAGUCGGACGAAGACAAAAGAGCAAGGAAAUUAAUGGAGGACACAACGAGGCGUACUACCACCGGUUUCGAAACGGGUCUUCUCUGGAAAGUCGAUGAUCGGGCAUUCCCGGAGACGUACCCAAUGGCGAUUCGUCGAAUGAAGUCACUGGAGAAGAAAUUGGGGGCUAAUCAGUUGCUCGCGCAGCGCGUUAAUGAGCAGAUCCUUGACUUUGAGAGAAAGGGAUACAUACGCAAACUAAGCGAGACGGAAUCAGCGGCUAUCGAUCCACGGAAGACUUGGUUUCUUCCCCUUGGGGUUGUAAUUAGUCCGAAGAAGCCUGGUAAAAUUCGACUCAUCUGGGAUGCAGCUGCAAAGGUGGAUGGAAUCUCGUUCAACUCAUAUUUGCUGAAAGGUCCCGACCUACUCACUCCUCUACCCCGAGUGCUAUGCGGAUUUCGUUUGUUUCCGGUAGCAGUAUCUGGAGAUAUCAGGGAGAUGUUUCUCCAAAUUCGGCUGAAACCGAGUGAUCAGAAUGCUCAGAUGUUCAUCUACCGGGAUAAUCCCGGCGAUCCAGUUCAAGUCUAUGCGAUUAACGUCACGAUGUUCGGUUCCACCUGCUCCCCGUCAUCAGCACAGUUCGUCAAGAACAUCAACGCCGAACAGUACGCCGUACACUAUCCUCGUGCGGCGGCGGCCAUUAAGGAGCAUCACUACGUGGAUGACUACCUGGACAGCUUCAGAUCUAUCGAUGAAGCUAUACAGGUAGUGAAUGACGUAAAGUUAGUUCAUUCCAAGGGUGGAUUUGAAAUUCGCAACUUUUUGUCUAACGAGACCGAAGUGCUGCGGCGAACUGGGGAGAUCGAACCAGAUUCGUCGAAAGAGCUUGCUCUCGUACGUGGCGAGGCUACCGAGUCAGUACUAGGGAUGAAAUGGAUACCUGCCGAAGACGUGUUUACGUAUACAUUUGCAAUGCGUGAAGAUUUGCGGGUUGUUCUAGAAGAAAACUACAUCCCAACGAAACGUGAAGUCCUGAAGGUGAUCAUGAGUCUUUUCGACCCUCUGGGGUUCGUCGCAUUCUUCUUAGUCCACGGAAAGGUGUUGAUGCAGGAUGUCUGGGCUUCGGGAAUCGGUUGGGACGAAAAAAUAAAUGAACAACACUUCCUCCGUUGGCGCCAGUGGACAGCCAACUUUUCGCAACUGGACACCUUGAAGAUCCCUCGGUGUUAUUUCCGUUCUCCAUUCCCUAAAAAUCUCGACCAACUCGAGAUUCAUAUUCUUGUCGAUGCUAGUGAUUCUGCGUACGCCUGCGUGGCGUACUAUCGACUGGAAACUGAUAAUGGAAUUCAAAUAUCAUUGAUUUGCGCGAAAACCAAGGUGGCUCCUCUGAAAGUACUGUCCAUACCCCGUCUGGAAUUGAAGGCAGCGAUAUUGGGUGUCCGCAUGUUGGAGUCCAUUGAAGGGUAUCACACAUAUUCCAUCAACCGCCGAGUGCUCUGGAGCGAUUCGAGCACGGUGCUAGCGUGGAUCCGGUCAGAACAUCGUCGUUACAACAAAUUUGUUGCUGUCCGCAUAGGGGAGAUCCUCACUACAACUGAUGUAAGAGAAUGGAGAUGGGUUCCAUCUAAGCUUAAUACAGCCGACCUUGCCACUAAAUGGGGAAACACUCCAGAUUUCUCCUCGGAUAGCGCAUGGCUUAGUGGGCCAUCGUUCCUUAACCAGCCGGAAGCAUUAUGGCCUCGACAAACUACAAUCAUCACGACGUGUGAGGAAUUGCGACCGAAUCAUACACAUACAACGAUUUCUCCGCUGCUUGAUGUAUCCAGGUUUAGUAGUUGGAUUCGCUUGCAACGAACAGUGGCAUUCGUUCUACGGUUUAUCGACAACUUACGCCGGAAGCGGAGUGGUUCUGUAUCGCGAGUUGGUAUCCUAUGUCAGGACGAGUUGCGGCAAGCUGAGAUGACACUCUGGAAAGUAGCGCAGGCUGAAGCUUAUUCCGAAGAAAUGUCUAUUCUGUCGGAAACACAGGGGCCUCCCGAUGGACGUCACCGACUUGUCUCAAAGUCUAGUACAAUCUACAAGUGUUGGCCAUUCAUCGACGAACAUGGAGUACUACGACAACGUGGAAGAAUCGGUGCAGCAACCUUUGCACCGACCGAAGCUAAGUACCCCGCAAUUCUCCCCAGACAGCAUCCAAUAACGUUCCUUAUUACAGACUGGUAUCAUCGCCGUUUCCGCCACGCCAACCGGGAGACCGUAACAAAUGAAAUGCGACAACGAUUCGAGAUUGCCAAGCUACGCGCCUUGAUUGAGAAGGUUACGAAAAACUGCAUGUGGUGUCGACUGAAGAAAGCUCUGCCGAGUCCGCCGGCGAUGGCUCCGCUUCCAGCAGCCCGGCUACAGCCAUUCGUCCGUCCAUUUACCUCAGUCGGAGUCGAUUACUUUGGACCAGUACUGGUGAGAGUUGGGAGGAGCUCCGUAAAGAGAUGGGUAGCCUUGUUUACCUGUCUUACGAUUCGCGCAGUGCACUUGGAGGUAGUCCAUAGCAUGUCUACCGAGUCUUGCGUCAUGGCAGUGCGACGCUUCAUAGCACGGCGAGGGUGUCCAGCCGAAUUCUUUUCGGAUAACGGAACAUGUUUCCAAGGUGCAAGUAAGGAGCUGCAAAAAGAAGUGAUGGAAACACGGAACAACGCUCUAGAAAAGACGUUUACGACUGCAAAGACUCGAUGGUGCUUUAUUCCACCAGCCGCUCCCCAUAUGGGAGGCGCAUGGGAGCGCCUCGUGCGGUCCGUAAAGGUGGCUCUAGGAUCUGUAACCGACGUUCCCCGUAAACCAGAUGACGAAGUCUUUGAAACAGUUUUGCUAGAGGCCGAGGCCUUGAUAAAUUCAAGACCUCUCACCUACAUCCCACUAGAAUCUGCGGACCAGGAGGCCAUCACACCAAACCAUUUUCUUCUGGGGUCCUCCAACGGUGAUAAGUUCCUACCAACCGAUCCCAUUGACAGUCCAACGAUCUUGAGGCAUAGCUGGAAACUUGCCCAAGCCAUAACACAAGUGUUCUGGACAAGGUGGAUUAAGGAAUAUCUACCGGUGAUCACACGUAGAACGAAAUGGUUCGGUGAAGUUCGGGACAUAGCUGUAGGUGACUUGGUGUUGGUUGUGGCUGGAACGGCGAAGGACCAGUGGAUUCGAGGUCGAGUGGAAACGGUAACUCCGGGACGCGACGGGAGAGUCCGGCAAGCCCUAGUCCAAACCGCAACAGGAUUUCUUCGACGGCCAGUAGUGAAACUGGCAUUACUCGACGUGCUGGAGAAUAGUGAACCCAAGCAGGAAGCUCUUAAGGAACCAGUACGGAACUAGGGUUCACGGGAGGGGGGAUGUCACGUCUCCCCCCUGCGACGAUUCAACUGUGGCAAUUCGAAGCUGUGGCCACCACAGUGGAUGAUCUAUCAGCGAAUGAUAGAUAGCGACUGAUAAAACGUCAACGGCAUGAUCUAGCAAAAUAAGGAUUCAUAGUUGUAAAUUCGCUGUGCCAUGAUGACUAUGCAUGUUGCUCCCGAAGUUGAAAUUUAGUGGAUUUCCAAACGCGAUAUUAUUGAUUUAGAUUAUUUCUCAUUCCAAAAAACCAAUUGGUGAAGGUGUACGAUCUUUAGUUAUUAUAAAAUAGAUAGCGAAGUGAUUGAUAGUGUAGGCGAAUCGGUAAAUUGAAAAUGUUCAUGAAGAUCGAUAACACAAUUCUCAAAUUUCUAUUUCUAUUACAGUCCGUUCGCGACUAUUUAGGACUAUAUAUAUCCUCCGAGUCAAAUUCGAUUCGUAAAUCAAAUAGUAAGAUUUCGAUAAUUUAUCUAGUUCAAUGUAUACUUACGAUACGGAUUAUGUACCACUAGGUCCUGCAGAGAAUUAGUAGUCCUACGAGAUAUACGACAUUGCCGAAUGAUCCAAUUGCUCUAUUAACCGGAAUAAUUCAGCCUUACUAAACCACAUCACUCUACGAGUAUUCAUUGAGAGGAUACGAUCCGACCUUUCUGAGAUAGUUCGCCAAAAAAUGUAGGUUUAUGUGAAACAAAUAUCGGAUAUCGUGAACUAAUAAACUUCUGUUUAGCUUUUAGCUUACCACACUGAAAACCACGGUUUGCUCAAAGGAAUUUGGUCUGAAACCCCCCUCACAACAGCUUACGAAUUUUAAAGAUUGAUGCUUUUGAAAACGUGAGUGGGGGUCAGAGCCGGCCAUUGUGGCAGCCAUAUUUGGAUUGUCUGAAGUUUCUCCUUAAUGCGAAUCUGAAGAAUUGCUUCAUGUCCUUCUUGAAACUAUUCAUAGAAGCAAUUCUGUAGAAUUUUUGGCGAGGAUUAUUACUCAAAUCUAGAAAGUUGAAAAACAGAAGAACGCCUCAAGUACUGGAAGAAUUUUAAGCCCAUUUCUUAAAUUCUUUCAGUCUUGAAUGGAAGGUUAAUCAAAUUCUCUGAAUGCAACUUAAUUAUGGCUGUACAAGGUUCAUUUCAAACUCAUAAAGCAAUUUGAUAAAAAAUGGAUACUUUUUUGGCUUCAGCGCUAUAAUAUUUUUCAAAAGAUGUAUCCACUACUCAUCAGUUUCCAAUUAUUCACGAGUUUCCAAGAGAGUUCUUAAAAACUGAGAUUAGAAAUUGAGUCAAAGUUUUAUUUUUCAGGGAUUGAGGAUUUCUCUACAAAUUCAACUAAAAAUUGCUUUCUGAAUAAAAAUCCUCAGAUAUUUUUUUUUUGAGGAAAAUUACUCUAAGAAAUUUGUCACAGUUAAUCCCAUGCGAAACUCCUGCUAAAAUCUCCAGUGCAAACUGUUUGAGAAAUGCACAGAGAAGCUAGUUUUACUAGAGAUUUUCCUAGGGUUUGCUAUAUAAAUCUCACUUUUUUUUUCUUUUGUUGUCCCUCGACGUUAACCCGAAGGCCAUUUUCCCUGAAUAAAUCUCCUGGGAGACCUCAACAACCCUCUCUGUAUUGGAAACAUUGAACUAUGUAUAAUUUAAUGGAUUUUGACUGUUUUGACUAUUUUUUUAGUCUGGAGGUUUGCAUAUGAGCUUGGAACUCUUACGGAAUUUCAUUUAUUUAUGAAUUAAUCAAUUAAUUAUGUAUCAACCUAAUUAUUGAAUAGACUUCCAUAUUUUUUACCAGCAGAGUGUAUGAAAAAAGAUCACAUACAUUUAUACGAAACUUUUCACUCAACUUCUUCCAGAAUUUCUCGAAGAAUUUCAUCAUAAAACAAUCCAAUAAUUCAAUUGAAACUACCUAUAGGAAUUGUACCUGAAUUACAUCAUGAAUUCCAUCACUCAGAACUCCCGUGUACGCUAUCCCUAAGCAAUUCACCAGAGAAUACUGCAGUUGUAUAUCCAGAUUGGUAAUUAGAACUUCAGCAUGUAUAUUUUAACCUUUCUAAGAUGUUAGGCUAAGCGCAUCACGGUGAUGAAGAGCACGUUUAGCGAGCCUGUCUGGGUCAUAACAUCUUACUAGGAUUAAGGAGUUCACAAAAAAUCUUUUGGGAAUUCCGAUACAAAUAAAUUCAAAUAUGGAUUUUUAAGCAAACUUGAAGCAUAUGUUACAUGUGGAAUUGUUUUGGUAUGUUUUAACGUCUUCGAAAAAUUACAUAACUGUCCCAGUAUGACAAUGACAUUAUACAUAUUCCAGUAAAUUUUACAGAUCCACUUAAAAGUUUGAAUUCUGGGAUGUUUUGUAAGCUCCAAAAGCAUAUGGAGAAAAGUCGGGAAAAUUUGAAGUCAAUGCGGGAAAAAGUCGGGAAAAAUGCGGGAAUUUCAUUUUUGAUUUUGUGUGGCCA
Messenger RNA from Aedes albopictus (Asian tiger mosquito), 10509 nucleotides. RefSeq lists its product as uncharacterized. Gene Ontology annotation, biological process: DNA integration. NCBI's taxonomy places the organism in Eukaryota, Metazoa, Arthropoda, Insecta, Diptera, Culicidae. Gene Ontology annotation, molecular function: nucleic acid binding. The record is from RefSeq and is a predicted model, not a curated record. Bases 1892 to 8068 code for a protein of 2058 amino acids. The transcript is spliced from 2 exons.